AUGCAUACGCCUUCUGAGCAAAAUGUAUACAUUGGAGAGCAAGUCAGCUCUCUUGCUGAUCAUAUGUCGAGUCGAAGAUGUAAUCACCACGCAGAUCGGACGUUGCAUUAUAGUGAAUUAGCAUCUAAUACGCUUACUCUCAACAGAAUGCUCAACCGCGGUCUUACACUUCCUGUUUCAGGAACAUGGUGUCCUGAUUUCAGACAACCUGACUACGUACUUCUGCAGCCUACGCCAAAAAGACGACGAACUUCUUCUGGAUCAGCAGGAUUUCCUCGUCGUUAUUGUACAUCAUCAAGGAAUGGUCACUUUCCUAACGGAUUAUCAGUGCAUUCAUCUUCUAAUCUUCCUAAUAUGUGUGAAAUGACUAAUCAUCGGUUUCUCAGAUCUUUGGAUGGUCGUAACCCUGAAAGUUUCCGUCAAAAUAAUGUUUUUGCUAACCAGCAUUCAUUACAGCAACAUUGGUCACAGGUACUACCGACAUCUCAGCAUCAUCCUAAUCGUUGGCAAAAUGAACUUCAGCAGGUCACUAGUUUAGUAUCAGUUGCUGCUGCAGCCGCAGCGGCGGCUGCUGCUGCGACACAAACUAAUAGUACACCCUAUCAUCAACAGUCCUUUAUACCACCGGCUACAAAUGUGACUUUUUCAGAGGUACCUUGUUCUAGCAGUCAAAAUUAUGUUGCAAUCACAUCAAGAGCUAGGGGUUUCACUCAAGCGAAACAUGCACUAACUAAGCGGCCAAAUUAUCGGCUUUCAUUUUCAAAUGGUGUUGGUAGUACUAAAAGAAGAUCUGAGUUUACGGAAGGCAAUGAAACAAACAGUCACACUGACGUAAAUGACAGACAUACUCGUCAGGAGAUGGGUGUUUCAGUGGUUACUAACAAAGGCAGAGAUCCACAGUCACCACCGUCUUUUUCAUCAACAUUAACGUCUGCUGCUGCACAUUGUAAUCAUCAACUGAAUUCUUCAGUCUCCUCACAAAAUCCCCUUAUUUCGCAUAGUGAAAAUAUCCUGUCAAAUAAUAAUUCUGAAAAUGCAAACAACUGUGAUCCAAUUGAAUGUACGGAGGUUGAAGAAUCUACAGAGUCGCCAGGAACAGAUGAUAUACAUUCGGAUUGUAUGCAUCAUACAGUGGCCGAACAAUCUGAUCUUCUUACGUCUGAUUCUGAGCUGUCGUCUCAAAGCACUAAUCGCAGUGAUGUAUUGUCGUUUGCCUACGCUUCUGGAUGUAAUACUGCAGUUGUAGAAUCAAACAGUAAUAAUGCCAGCAACAGUUUUCUAGAAUCUGUUGACUCUCAGCAGCGGCGGCCCACCUAUGCCCUGGAAUCUAAUAUUGCAUCACAAGGUGAUCAGUCCAGUUCAACUGUGAUAAAUAAAAAUCCAAUAAAUGUCUGUUUCGAUGGUUUGAGCUCCAAUGGAUCUGGAGGUUUAAGAUCUCGUCAUUGUGGUAGUGGUGCAAACGAAAGUGUACAACAAUUCACACAAUCGUGUUUCUCACGUUCUGAGAUGAAUGGAUCUACUGCAAACUUUGUAGUCCCCUCGCCUACUUCUCAUCAUCCAGAAGAAGCAACAGUUGUCGCCGCAGCUGUUGUCGCUUCUGCUGCAGCGCAUGCAGUUGCUGCUGCCGCUCAAGCUGUUUCAGCUGCUGUUCAUCAUCAUCAUCAUAGAAGAGCAUCAGAGCAUCGUUCUGGAUUGCAGACAUUUCCAUCACAUUCGAACAGUUCUGUUCUUAUGCAUGCUAUACCGAAUCAGCGAAUUAUUGAUCCACUUGGCCAAUGUACAUCUCAGCCUCUUGAAUGUAAUAAUAACUGCCCGGUAAAUCAUCUAAUUUCUGAUCUAUGCGACCACAGGGAUCAUAACAAUCUAGUAGUAAGUCAACAUGGAUUCAAUUAUAGACAGUCUCAAUUCAUAUCAGGGGCAUCUACAAAUAAUGUAUUGAAUUCAUUCAGUAUCCAUCGUCCAACGUCGAUGUGUAAUUUAUCUUCAUCUCAAGGUAUAUUUGAUCCUUCAACAUUUUAUUCGUCUGCGUCCACUGCUGGUGGUGGUGGUAACACCGGAAACUUUGCCUGUAAUUCAGAUAUCAAUUUACAUAUUCCAAAUAUCUACACGGGUUUGGGACAACUUGCUUCAUCCACCAUGCUGCAUUCAAUUCUACCAGCUUUUACUACCUCUGAUGGAUUAACACUCAUUCCAAGUACAAGUGAAUUGGUUGACACGUCUUCUUCUUCUUCUUCUCCUCCUUCUUAUCCUUUAACAACAAUCUCACAUGUCACUAGUGCAACUAAUGAUAACACUAACACAUUUCGAUUUACAAUGCCUAUGCCUACUUCAGGAUUAUCUAUAUCAGCACAGAAUUCCGCGUCGAAUUUCAUCUCCACCCCGUUGACGUUUUCAGAUCAUAUACAAUCAAAUCUAUUGAAUAACACUUUUUCAGCGCCAGGUAAUGCUGCAUCGCAUUAUCAGUCAUCAGUGUAUUCUAAUCUGCCUACAGAAGUUGCUGCUGCUGCUGCCGCUGCCGCCACGGCUACUGUGUCUAUAGAUAAUACAAAUAACUCACCUGUUAAUAACAAUAAUAAUAAUCAAUUCACUGAUCUGAAUAAUCCAAUGAAUUUCUUACCGAGUAUUGUUAGUUUGUCGUCAGCAACAACCGCUUCGCAUAAUGCAUCAAUUUCUCUUUAUCUACCUCCAUCAUUUUCGUCUGUUACGCCUAUACCGGUACUUCCAUUGAGACCACAAUUAUCAACUAUUGGCCCGUCUACACUAGCCACAACUCGUGGUGUCAAUACAUUACUACAAUUUCUUAGACUUAUUCAUCAAAGACCUGAUUCGUACGCAUUACCAUACUAUCCUUCUGCUAUGACUGCUACAGCUGGAGGUUCUAACCAAAGUGUUGUAGUGAGUGCUUCAGCCGGCGUCGCCAAUGGAACUCGAGUUGCAUCGGCUGUCACGCCGCCCCUAGUACCACAUCAUCCUAUUGUUCCUCCUCCUCAGACAUCAUUAUUGGCUGCUGGUUAUGCAGAAAGUCGGAGAAGUGUUCAAACCAAUCUAUUAUUGGAUAAUCUACAGACAACAACACUUCCGUCUCCAGUUAGUGUUCAGCCGAUUACUUCAGCAGCUGCCGCACUAGCUGUUGCUAUGGCUGCAGCCGUUGCUCUUCAGCAACAAAGCCAUAGACAUGCAUCAUCCAACGCUAUUUCAAUGCUGACUCCAUCUAGAGCUGCACCGACGCCUUCUAUACCAGUACCAAUCUUACACGCUCAUUUAUAUUAUCCUAGAAAUGUGGCAACAGUGCAACAGCUACAACAUAAUGCUCAUCAACAAUGUUAUCAUAGCCAUUAUGGCGGCGGUGUACAACACCAACAUAGUAUUUCUCAACGGCCCGCCUCUAUGCCUAAUUCAUCGACAAAUGGUUUUGUCCAAUCGAAUUCUUCAAUUGGUCCAGUAUUUGCAGCAGCGACAAGUAGUAGUAGCAGCGGCACAACCACCCCAGCUUAUCUAACUAGUCUGUUUCCAUUUCUAUUGGCUGUACCCACACCACCUACUACCUCAAACAACACCAAUUCAUCAGCUACUACAGGCUUUACAGUCAACAAUUUCUCGGAAAGCUUAUUCACGCAUUACACUGAUCAUCAGUCAGUUCGAUUCUCCAAUGGAAAUUCGCUUCUAUCUCAAAGUGUUGUAUCUGAUCCUACUUCAGCAGCGACAGCGGCGGCUGCCGCUGCGGCCGUUGCAGCAGCUGCUGCCGCCGCUGCCAGUGUUGAUACUCUAAUCCACUUGGCAGUUCAGCUAGAAUCGACUACUAAUGGUGUUGGUGGUGGCGGUCGUGGGCUUAGCAAAGAGGAGUUGGAAAGUCUACCGCUUCGUUUGUAUGUGUCUAAGACAAACAACAACGGGAACAAAUAUUUCGAUGAUGAUAAUGCAGCGUCUACUGCGACACACAUUACUACCACCACUACUACUACUAAAGAAGAAGAUGAUGACAAUCCAUCGGAUGAAUGUGAUCGAUGCAUGAUAUGCUUAGAUGAUUAUGAAGAGAGUCAGCACAUUCGUCAAAUGCGUUGUUCUCAUGAAUUUCAUGCAGAUUGUGUCGACAAGUGGUUAAAGACUAAACGUACAUGCCCUCUUUGUCGUGCAGAUGCCUUUACAGGAAGUCAACGAAAAGAUGACUAUCUGUAA
Trichobilharzia regenti is the source of this 4176-nucleotide messenger RNA. Lineage: Eukaryota; Metazoa; Platyhelminthes; Trematoda; Strigeidida; Schistosomatidae. The record is from the annotation of a GenBank genome assembly.